GUGUUUUAUUUUUUUUUUUCUGUGUUUGCAGAGGAACCUGUUGGAGGAAGAUUCAGAUGAAGAGGAAGACUUUUUCUUGAGAGGGCCUUCUGGACCAAGAUUUGGACCCAGGAAUGACAAGAUCAGGCAUGUCCAGAAUCAAGUGGACGAAGUCAUCGAUGUUAUGCAGGAGAACAUCACGAAGGUGAUUGAAAGAGGCGAGCGGCUGGAUGACCUGCAGGAUAAAUCAGAAAGUUUAUCAGACAAUGCAACAGCUUUCAGCAACAGAGCCAAGCAGCUUCGGAGACAGAUGUGGUGGCGAGGCUGCAAGAUGAAGGCGAUCAUGGCGCUGGUGGCAGUCAUUCUCCUGCUCGUGAUCAUCAUACCCAUAGUCCUGAAGUACCGUACCUGACGGGGCAGCUGGAGGCUUCGGUGGAGCUGGCUCUGGGAUAACCAAACUGCUGUGUAAUUUAAGUGAGAUAUCUGUAUAUAGCUUUGAAGUUGUUUUUCUCCAAGGAGCGAGGAGGCGGCGACAAGUAGCCAGUUCUAACAGAGUGUUUUAAGAACUGCCAAAUGACCCUUUUUUUUUCGUCGAGUACCUGCUCCUGCUGUCAGACUCUUUUUAUAACAGAAGAUUCAGUUCCCAAACCGCCUGUUUUGUGGAAUUCUGGGUCUCUGGUUUGGAGCUGGCUACUUGCCACUACAGUUUAUCUGUAUAUACGGUUGAGUUGUAAUAUUAAUAAUAAUACUGUUCGAGCAGUUCCCGCUGCCUGUUGUGGAAGGCACAGGGGACUCUGUCCUUUCAUCGGACCGAAGGAGGGAAAAAAUGUCUGAAGAGGAACAUACCAUUAUGCUACAGGGAACUGACCCUUCUGUGGAGAACUGCAAGGGUGUUGCUUCUCUCUUGUUCAAAAAAAAAAAAAAAAA
Messenger RNA from Fulmarus glacialis (Northern fulmar), 906 nucleotides. RefSeq names its product vesicle-associated membrane protein 4 (gene VAMP4). NCBI's taxonomy places the organism in Eukaryota, Metazoa, Chordata, Aves, Procellariiformes, Procellariidae. The annotation marks the transcript as partial. The transcript is spliced from 6 exons. Gene Ontology annotation, cellular component: membrane. The record is from RefSeq and is a predicted model, not a curated record. Gene Ontology annotation, biological process: Golgi ribbon formation; vesicle-mediated transport.